UUUAGAAGAUUUUCUCUCCCAGUAACACCCAUUUCAAUCCACUUCAAUCACUCAAGCCAGUAAAUUUCGCGAUCUCCUUGCUAAUCCCCACCACCGCGGCCGCCUCUCACGUCCGGCCGGUGGAGGUACAUGAAGCUAUGACUUUCUUGUUUAUUUCCAUGUGAAGCGACUUUCUUUAUUCCUUGUUCUCUGCAAUGGACCUUCCUGUUCGGCGAUCGAGCUACACCCUCCUCAACCAGUUCCCUGAUGAGCCACCACCACCCCAACUAGAGGUCCAGACAACCGAGAAGAACCGCGGGAAAGUUCCCUUCGACUGGCCACUCAGUUCCGACGCCAGUGAAGCCGCCGAGCUCCGCGGUGGGGUGCGGAUCGGCCCUCUCUUUCCCUCGAUUGGCCUCCAGAGACAGUCCAGUGGAAGUAGUUUCGGGGGGAGCUCGUUCUCUGGAGAUUACUAUCUCCCGACGACGCUUUCGUCCAUGUCAGCUACCAUAGGCGCAGAUGGGUUCAAUCCAAUAGCAGCCGUCGGUGGCGGGGAGGUCAGGGUGAAGGAGGGGGGCGAAGCAGUCGUCUUGUCUUCGUCUUCGAAGAGCUGGGCACAGCAGGCUGAGGAGGCCUACCAGCUCCAGCUUGCCCUGGCUCUUCGACUAUGCUCGGAGGCCAGCUGCGCCAAUGAUCCCAACUACUUAGAUCCUGGGGAUCAUAUGCUUUUGGCUGAGCGGGCUUCCCCCGAAACCACGUCUCAUAGGUUUUGGGUUAAUGGUUCCUUAUCAUACAAUGAUAAAGUUCCAGAUGGCUUCUACAUGAUUCAGGGAAUGGAUCCUUUUGUCUGGACUCUGUGCACUGAUGUGCAAGAAGAAAGUCGGAUUCCAACAGUUGAAUCUCUAAAGAUUAUUCAGCCAAGUGAAUCAUUAAUUACUGUAAUUCUUGUAGAUAGAUGCAAUGAUCCUGAAUUGAAGCAAUUACUUAAUCUGGCAACUGGAAUUUCUUCCCGCUUUCCCACUACCAAGGAGAUUGUGGAACAUAUUGCCAAGCUCGUCUGCACUCAGAUGGGGGGUGCAGCUAUGGAUGAAGAACAUGGUCUGCUCCCUAGAUGGAAAGUGGGCAGUAAGGCUCUCAAGGACUCUUCACGUUCUGUUGUUAUCUCAGCGGGGAAGCUAUCUAUUGGACUUUGCAGGCAUCGUGCCUUACUAUUUAAAAUUUUAGCUGAUGCAGUCCAUUUGCCAUGCCGAAUUGCAAAGGGAUGCAAAUUUUGUAAACGCGAGGAUUCUUCAUCUUGUCUAGUGCACUUCGGCCUUGAAAGGGAAUACUUAGUUGAUUUGAUUGGAACUCCUGGUUUCUUAUGUGAGCCAAGUUCCUUAAUAAAUGGUCCAUACUCGGUCACAAUUUUAUCACCUUUGCGUCCUCCAAAUUUAAAGUCAGGUGAUGUAGCUGAGAAUUUCAAAUCUUUGGCCAAGCAGUAUUUUGUGGAUUGCCGGUCUUUGAAUCUGAUGUUUACUGAUGCUUCAAAAGAGAACGUUACUUCUCAUGAAGAUAAUAUAGAUAAUGUAUUGUUGAAGCAUUAUAAUGGGAACUAUGCGGAGGCAACUUCUCCUGCUGCAAUGAGCGACCCAGAACUUUUUGAGGUCCCACAGCGUUAUGUAGAAAUGGUUGCACCUCCGGAUGGCCGACAUCGGGCUUCUCAAUUGCAAAUAUGGAAUAAUCAUAUGAUUUCUGACCAAGCGGCCACAGAAGCAAGUCAACUAAAACUUAAUCCACGAGAUGAGCAAAAGGAUGCCUUACCAAAUUUAGCCUAUGAUGUAAAGGCUAACAUAACUAAUGAUUUGACUAUUCCAUGGAGCGAUCUGGUCCUAAAAGAAAGAAUUGGAGCAGGUUCUUUUGGGACUGUUCAUCAUGCUGAAUGGCAUGGCUCGGAAGUAGCUGUCAAGAUUCUCAUGGAACAAGACUUCCAUCCUGAGAGGUUUAAAGAAUUUCUAAGAGAGGUUUCCAUAAUGAAAAGCUUGAGGCAUCCAAAUAUAGUUCUUUUCAUGGGUGCAGUUACUCAACCACCUCAUUUAUCCAUUGUUACUGAGUAUUUAUCUAGAGGGAGCUUAUAUAGCUUUUUACAUAAGACAGGUGUGGGAGAAACAUUAGAUGAAAGACGUCGAUUAAAUAUGGCUUUGGAUGUGGCAAAGGGUAUGAACUAUCUUCAUAAACGCAAUCCACCAAUUGUCCAUCGGGAUUUGAAGUCACCAAAUCUUUUGGUUGACAAGAAGUACACGGUGAAAGUUUGUGAUUUUGGCCUUUCAAGGUUGAAGGCUAGCACAUACCUUUCUUCAAAAUCUUUGGCUGGGACUCCUGAGUGGAUGGCGCCUGAAGUUCUUCGUGAUGAACCAUCAAAUGAGAAGUCUGAUGUGUACAGCUUUGGUGUGAUCUUAUGGGAACUUAUGACCUUGCAACAACCAUGGAGUAAUUUAAAUCCUGCCAAGGUGGUUUAUGCUGUCGGGUUUAAGGGUAGAAGGCUUGAUAUUCCUAGUGAUAUGAACCCAGUUAUUGCUUCAAUUAUCGAGUCUUGUUGGGCCAGUGAGCCCUGGAAAAGACCUUCAUUCUCCAGUAUAAUGGUAUCACUAAAACAACUGUUGAACUCUAGGCCAUCCCAAGCAUUACAGACUGAUCAACUGUUGUGAAUCACUUGAAUGAUAUUAUUUUAGCUUCAUUCCAUUUACGGUCGGGAGCUUUUAAAAAAAAUAAAUAAGUUAUGAUCCUGUCUGAUGUUCAUCACUGAAGAAAAUUACCAAGCAGAAUUUGAAGCUGCCAGAAGCGAUGGAAUUGGUAUUUUUCUUUCCUGACUUUCAUUUCAUCUCCUUCAAGUAAAAUGUGUUAUAUAUGUUACACAUCUUUGUAUAUUAUAUCCUUGUAAUUAAAACAAUGCAAUCGUAGAGGUUGAGGUAAUGAAAAUUGUUCAAUAAUCUACUUAUUUCCCUAAUCAACCAUGGCAAUGAAAAUUGUUCAAUUGUUUU
Messenger RNA from Dendrobium catenatum, 2996 nucleotides. RefSeq names its product serine/threonine-protein kinase CTR1. NCBI's taxonomy places the organism in Eukaryota, Viridiplantae, Streptophyta, Magnoliopsida, Asparagales, Orchidaceae. Bases 195 to 2663 code for a protein of 822 amino acids. Gene Ontology annotation, biological process: protein phosphorylation. The transcript has 16 exons. The record is from RefSeq and is a predicted model, not a curated record. Gene Ontology annotation, molecular function: protein kinase activity; ATP binding.